CGCGGUGCCUUCCAAGCGACGUAUCCGACGGAGCGCGAUUUUAAAUCUGAAACGCGGCGAAAAGUAAUCGUCGGGAUUAGAUUUUCUCUUUCUGUUGACGUUCUUUCGAAUCAUAAGUCGUGAAGAAAGGGCAAAGAGAGGGCGGCGAAGAGAGGAGAAAAAAAGAAGAGAGAAAUAGAAUAAAUUCUCUCGUUGUAUGUUUGUGCUGCGAGAGCGCGUAGGAGCGAUGCGCGUUCGACGCGAGAAGCGCGCUCGUCGGUCCGUGGUAGGUAGUUAUUCAAUUGAGAAGUGCGCUCCCGUCUGACAUAGUUCAGUCGACGACGAACUUACAUCUACACCGGAAUUUGCAUCUCUUCGUCGCUUACCGUCGCGUACUCGGCCUUUUCUUUUGCUCUCUUCUUUUGCCCUCUUCGUUUGCUCUCUUCUUUUGCUCCCUCUGCACCCUCCUUCCCGUUGUCAUCCUCCUCUCCCCCGCUUUCCUCCCCUCCCCCUCUUACCCUUCCUCCUCCUCCUGCCUUCCUCCUCCUUCCCCCCACCCCCCUUCAUCCCGACGACCUUUCUUCUCGGCUUUCUCCAUCGGUCAUUUACGAUCACCGAAGAAGAGGAAACCAGGAACAUAGGGAGUUUCGGUUCUUUCGUUGAUCGCACGUUCGAACGUGUUAAAAUUUAACAGGCGACGAAGAUGUCGUCGAGCUUCUUCCACCGUUAUUGAUAUCGACGAUGGAUGCCAUGGCGACCGAUCUUUGCGCGAACGGAACUUUGAAAGCGACAUCAGGCAGCGUCGUAGAUAACAUUAUGAGGCAACGCAAGUCCGGUGCAUUGGAUGCCACGGCGCCGAUACCGUCGGAGAAGGAGCAGCUAAAGUUUCAAGAUAACAGAUUCCUCACGACUUUGGUACUCGGUAGGAGUAGAAAGAUCUCACCGGACGUAUUGCCAUCCUGCCCUUCUGGAAUAUUUCGACAAAGAUCCCUUCGUUCGACGACUCCUACUAAGUUAUCAACGUCGACGGCGACGAAAAGUGACGGAGAUCGUGAAGAAGCGUCGCAGGUAACGCCAAACGAUCGACAAAACUCUACGCGAGUCUUUUCGACCGUUUUAUCGAGCGUUCUUUCGAGCGGUAUACGGGAGAAAAGCAACGUUUUAAACAACAACAACAACAACAAUCAGAACAACAACAAUAACAACAGCAACAACAACAACAACAACAACAACAACAACAACAAGAAAAGCGGUAAUAGUAAGAAGAGCAGUGUGGUCGGUGGUGGAGGCGGCAGCGGUGGCCUCAGAGGUCAGGCGGCGCGUGCCAUACGAGCCGGCGGUGGUGGCGAGAGCGGAGGUGAGAGCGGAGGCGCCGCCUCGUUACUCGCAAGGGGCGCCAGAGCUGCCAGUAAGCACGCGCGCCUUGGCACGGCACUGGCUAACAAAAUGGCGUCUGCGAGCUCAACCGCGGUCGUGCAAGGCUGGCCAAACACCAAGGACGACUACGAGCUUAAAGAGGUUAUCGGUGUUGGAGCCACUGCAGUAGUACACGCAGCAUUUUGUAUUCCACGCCAAGAAAAAUGUGCUAUAAAGAGAAUAAAUUUAGAAAAAUGGAAUACCAGUAUGGACGAGUUAUUGAAAGAGAUACAAGCAAUGUCUUCUUGCAAUCACGAAAAUGUUGUAACUUAUUAUACAUCGUUUGUCGUAAAAGAAGAACUUUGGCUUGUUCUAAGACUACUAGAGGGUGGAUCUCUGUUAGAUAUAAUCAAACAUAAAACUAGAACCACCAACUGCAAGCAUGGAGUAUUCGACGAGGCUACGAUAGCUACCGUACUUCGAGAAGUCCUGAAAGGUCUUGAAUAUUUUCACAGCAAUGGUCAAAUCCACAGGACCAUGGCUAUGAUUUUAAAGCAGACAUUUGGUCGCUCGGUAUCACUGCUAUCGAAAUGGCAAGCGGUACCGCUCCUUACCACAAGUAUCCACCGAUGAAGGUAUUGAUGCUCACUUUACAAAACGAUCCACCUACCUUAGACACAGCGGCGGAUGAUAAAGAUCAGUAUAAAGCUUAUGGUAAAACAUUCCGUAAAA
Messenger RNA from Vespa velutina, 2067 nucleotides. RefSeq names its product serine/threonine-protein kinase fray1-like. The transcript has 6 exons. Gene Ontology annotation, biological process: protein phosphorylation. The record is from RefSeq and is a predicted model, not a curated record. Gene Ontology annotation, molecular function: ATP binding; protein kinase activity. The coding region runs from base 721 to 1968 and encodes 415 amino acids. NCBI's taxonomy places the organism in Eukaryota, Metazoa, Arthropoda, Insecta, Hymenoptera, Vespidae.